This is a messenger RNA of Colias croceus (clouded yellow), 918 nucleotides long. RefSeq names its product protein spaetzle-like. The transcript has 6 exons. Gene Ontology annotation, biological process: innate immune response; regulation of Toll signaling pathway; central nervous system formation. Lineage: Eukaryota; Metazoa; Arthropoda; Insecta; Lepidoptera; Pieridae. Gene Ontology annotation, cellular component: extracellular region. The coding region runs from base 173 to 874 and encodes 233 amino acids. The record is from RefSeq and is a predicted model, not a curated record. Gene Ontology annotation, molecular function: growth factor activity; Toll binding.
CGGUCAUUUCCAACCAGUUGUCAUUCGAACGCACCAACUAGUGAAUGUGUGAACUCUACCACAGACUAAAUAACAAUUUUGACAAUUUAUUUUGCCAACAGUCCGAACGAUGGAUAGAUUAUUUCGAUAAGUUUGAACGUUUGUGAGAUCAUGAUUUGAUCUGGAUUUAGUGAUGGCUUGGAUAUAUUACGUUUUGUGGAUAUAUCUGUUACAGAUAACAAGCUACAAAGCCUACGAAGAAACAGAGUGGCGGAGCGGAAGGGCACCACAUUUCCAAACCAAUGGUUCGUACAAAAUCCUGAAUAGAUUUGUGAAGCCUUUUAUCAAUAGACGAGUAAUGGAGAGUCCUAUAGUAUUUCCAGAUCUAACAUCGAGGUCGGGUAGUGACUUUCAAUUGCAAAUACCUGAGGAAUGUAGACGACUAGGAAUAUGUGAAGACAUCCCUAACUAUCCGGAGGAUAUUGUCUCCAAUGUUAUACAACAGAUUGAAAGGGAUAAUAAAACUAAAUUCAAUAGAGAUGUACUGGAGCCUCCCCAGAUCGCUGAGAGAAUAGGCCCUGAAGAGGAAACUAUUGAUUUAUGCGUUUCUUCCGAAAGGAUAUUUGUACCAAAAGUGGCACAAGAUGUUAACAAAGACUGGUUUAUAAUAGUUAACGACAAGCAGAAGCCCAGGCAGACGUUCCGUGUCGAAAUAUGCAAAGGCGGCGAGAGCGCAUCGUGCUCUUCAAUAGCGUUUUUUCAAAAGGGCUAUGAGGCUAAGUGCAUACAGAAAUACGUCCUCCGCAACAUGAUAGCUCUAGAUGACAACAACCAAGUCAUCGAGAGGCCCUUCCAAGUUCCCAGUUGUUGUUCCUGCGUGGCUAGAGUCGUGUAAUAUUUGUAUUUAAUGUAAUUUAUGAAAUAUAGUAUUUAAGUAUU